Molecule: messenger RNA, 2298 nt
Organism: Lycium ferocissimum
Lineage: Eukaryota; Viridiplantae; Streptophyta; Magnoliopsida; Solanales; Solanaceae
Product: DNA (cytosine-5)-methyltransferase DRM2-like
Exons: 12
Coding region: 286-2118 (610 amino acids)
Cellular component (GO): nucleus
Molecular function (GO): DNA (cytosine-5-)-methyltransferase activity
Source: RefSeq, a predicted model, not a curated record
UGUGUGUAAUACGUUAAACACCAAAUAUGGGAAUCUCUCUUCACCUUUAUUAUUCUUCACUCUCCUCUUAAACCCCACCAUUAAUCUCUCAUAAAUCUUUAUUUCAUCUAAUUAAUCUCUGAUAUUAAGAAGUUUUGGGAUAGCUCAAAGUUGAUUAUCAGGGUGUUCAUCACAAGUUAGAAUCUCUGAUCACUCCCCGUGCAUUCGGAGGAAAUUGAGUUCAGGUUGCCGAAUUAUUCUUCUUGCUGAACAAUUUGGAGUUCUUUUUCAGGCUUACCUUGAGAAAUGGACAAAAAACUUACUGUCGAAGACAAUGAUGACAUUGACUGGGAUACUGAAGAUGAACUAGAAAUACAAGAAAUACAGGACACAGUAUUUUCCUCAAGCACGGAUUUAAGAACAACUGGGAAGCAUGUUGUUUGUUGCGAUGGGGAGGCAAGCUCAUCAUCAGUACCCUUCAGGUCCAAGUUCAUUCAGCAGUUUGUAGUGAUGGGAUUUCCCGAAGAAUCUAUUACAAAAGCAAUAGAGCAAAACGGAGAAAAUUCAGAUUUGGUGCUGGAUGCUCUUUUGACAUUCAAGGCCCUUGAUGACUCUCCUGAAGAACAGCCCAGUACUAGCCCUCAGCUGGAGCCCUCCAUUAGUUCUGAUGAUAGCACUUCUGAAUACAACGAGAAUGUUUUGGAUGAUGUUUAUGAGGAAGAUAGUUGGUCCUCUGACUCAGACAACUGUAUAAAUUCUGUUAAACGGUGCUACAUGAAUGACGAGGGCAAUUCUUUGUCCGGAAAAGAGAAGACGUUAUUGUUCCUGGAAAAUAUGGGAUACCCAGAGGAAGAGGCUUCCAUAGCAAUGAAGAGAUGUGGUCCAGAAGCAUCACUCCCUGAAUUGGUAGAUUUCAUUUGUGCUGCUCAAAUGGCAAGAGCAGAAGAUCCCUAUCUGCCAGAAGAUGUGAAGCCAAAACUGAAGCAUAUAUUGAAUGAUUUUGGUGGAUACAAGAAGAGGAAGAUGUACAAUGAAUUGUGCAAAAGGAAAAAACAAAGGGAGAUUAUUGGUGAAGAGACAAUCCGAUUGCCCAUACCUAUGAUUGGAUUCGGAGUUCCCACCGAAUCAGUUCCAACAAUGGUCCAAAGAAUUCUUCCCGAGAAAACCAUUGGCCCGCCUUUUUUCUACUACGAAAAUGUCGCACUAGCUCCAAAGGGUACAUGGGACACCAUUAAGAGCCAUUUGUAUGAGAUUGAGCCUGAGUUUGUUGACUCAAAGUAUUUUUCCGCUACUCAACGAAAAAGAGGAUAUCUUCAUAAUUUGCCGAUUGAAAAUAGAUUUCCUUUGUUUCCACUUCCCCCUCGGACCAUUCAUGAGGCACUUCCCCUAUCAAAGAGAUGGUGGCCAUCUUGGGAUACAAGGAAAAAGUUAAAUUGUUUGCAAACCGCCAUUGGGAGUGCAAGAUUGACGGAUAAGAUCAGGAAAGCUGUGGAGAAGUAUGAUAAUGAGCCACCUAUGGAGGUACAAAAGUAUGUUCUUGGUCAAUGCAAGAAGUGGAAUUUGGUGUGGGUUGGAAGAAACAAAGUUGCCCCUUUGGAGCCUGAUGAAGUUGAAAUGCUAUUGGGGUUUCCAAAGAACCACACUAGGGGAGGUGGUAUAAGCAGAACUGAUAGAUACAAGUCGCUUGGCAACUCAUUCCAGGUUGACACAGUGGCUUAUCACUUAUCGGUGUUGAAAGACUUGUUUCCGGAUGGUAUGAACGUCUUAUCACUCUUCUCCGGAAUUGGCGGUGCUGAAGUUGCUCUUUACCGUCUGGGGAUUCGACUCAACAAUGUGGUUUCGGUUGAAAAGUCCGAAGUCAAUAGGAACAUUGUGAGAAGUUGGUGGGAGCAAACUAGUCAGAGGGGGAAUCUCAUACAUUUUGACGAUGUGCAGCUGCUGAGCAGAGCCCGGUUGGAGAAAUUCAUAGGAUCAUUUGGAGGGUUUGAUCUAAUAAUUGGUGGAAGCCCGUGCAACAACCUUGCAGGCAGUAACAGGGUGAGCAGGGAUGGCCUUGAAGGCAGAGAGUCUGCCCUAUUUUUUGAUUAUGUUCGGAUAUUGGAUGACGUCAAAUCCCUUAUGUCUAAACAUAGACGAUAGUGUCUCAGAUUUGAAUAUCCUAUUCCUUUUUCUUAACCUUGCCAAGUCUGAAUUUAUUCUUUGUAGAGUAAAAUCAAACUAAAUACUAAUUGCAAUUCUGAAUUAAGAUGGGGUAUAUUUACUAUAUGAAACUAAUGAAAUUGUCGUGGUUGAUGAACUAAUGUAAUUGUUUCUAGUUUA